AAGCAGCGGUCGCACCGCGAGCCUCCGGGGCCCGGCUGGCGGCGGGGCUGGGGGGGUGGGGCGGGGGGCGCUGCCGCCGCCGGGGGCGUCGCCGGCCUCGGCCCCUUUGUUCUCGCGCGCUCCCCCUCGCCGCCCACUCCCCUGCUGUCGCGCGGCGGCGGCGGCGGCUCCUCCCGCCCGAGGCAGUCGGGCUGGGCGCCGGGGGCGGGAGGGGGCGGGGGGAGCGCGCCAGCCGCCGGGAGUGGGGGGCGAUGGCGAAGCUCCGGGUGGCUUACGAGUACACGGAAGCCGAGGACAAGAGCAUCCGGCUCGGCUUGUUUCUCAUCAUCUCUGGCGUCGUGUCGCUCUUUAUCUUCGGCUUCUGCUGGCUCAGUCCCGCGCUGCAGGAUCUGCAAGCCACGGCGGCCAACUGCACGGUGCUGUCGGUGCAGCAGAUCGGCGAGGUCUUUGAGUGCACCUUCACCUGUGGCGCCGACUGCAGGGGCACCUCGCAGUACCCCUGCGUCCAGGUCUACGUGAACAACUCCGAGUCCAACUCCAGGGCGCUGCUGCACAGCGACGAGCACCAGCUCCUGACCAACCCCAAGUGCUCCUAUAUUCCUCCCUGUAAGAGAGAAAAUCAGAAGAACUUGGAAAGUGUCAUGAAUUGGCAACAGUACUGGAAAGAUGAGAUUGGUUCCCAGCCAUUUACUUGCUAUUUUAAUCAAUUUCAAAGACCAGAUGAUGUGCUCCUUCAUCGCACGCAUGAUGAGAUUGUCCUCCUGCAUUGCUUUCUCUGGCCCCUGGUGACAUUUGUGGUGGGCGUUCUCAUUGUGGUCCUGACCAUCUGUGCCAAGAGCCUGGCAGUCAAAGCAGAAGCCAUGAAGAAGCGCAAGUUCUCUUAAAGGGGAGUAGGCUUGUGGCAAGCAAAGCACAGAAACUGCGCUCAUCGGCACACAUCUACCUGCGGAGGCUGUUUCCUGGUGCAGGAGAUGGAAGGGGCUACGAGAGGUCUCUGAGAGGCUCCUCCCUCAAUGGCAGCAGAGACCGGCACAACCGGAAGACUUGGAACCUCAUAGAUUGUAUGCCAUGUGUCGUAGCGAUGGCUGAAGGGUCAAGCUCUUAACCGUAUGGAGUAACCAUUUCAGAAAAUCCUAUAAGAAGUUAAUUUUCUUUGGAAAGUAACAGUAUAUAAUUGUACAGUGUAGUAUACAAACCAUUAUGAUUUCUGCUACUUAAAAACAUUAAAAGAGAGUGGUCUGUG
Molecule: messenger RNA, 1243 nt
Organism: Neofelis nebulosa (Clouded leopard)
Lineage: Eukaryota; Metazoa; Chordata; Mammalia; Carnivora; Felidae
Gene: KCNMB4
Product: potassium calcium-activated channel subfamily M regulatory beta subunit 4
Exons: 3
Coding region: 252-884 (210 amino acids)
Biological process (GO): detection of calcium ion; potassium ion transport
Cellular component (GO): membrane; voltage-gated potassium channel complex
Molecular function (GO): calcium-activated potassium channel activity; potassium channel regulator activity
Source: RefSeq, a predicted model, not a curated record